GAUUCGAGUACCAAAUCCGUUAAAACCAAUGAAAAUCGACCGUAGCUUAUCCAUCUAUCCAUCUAUUCUCAAAAUUGCAUUAAAUUAUCUCUGACAACAAAAAUUCACCAAAGACGUUCAAAUCAAAAGGUAUACCCAUACUCGUCUGCGCGUACAUGUCAUCCUCGCAUAUUGCUGUGCCACAAAUGAAAUGCACGGUGCUGUUGCCUAAAGAAGGAGGAAUCCCCACCAUUCUUAUCUUCUCAAAAUCAUUCACGAUUCAUUUACAACAAUCACCAAAUAUUUUUCAUCAUGAAGUCCGAUAUGAGUUCUGAUGAAUUUGAAAUAAUCGAAUCUGAAGACAUUGUCAAGCAAAUGCUUGCGGAUCAGAAGCCAGACCUCGAUGAGAUCAUAAAAUGGUUGAACCCUACCGAUUACCUAGCACCGUCCAGCGAGUUCAAUCGCCAUGCUUCAUCUAAAGCCCGCGAUACCGGGGAAUGGAUUCGAGAAACUUCACAAUUCAAUCAAUGGCAUUUAUCUGCUGACCAUGGGUCGAUUUGGAUCAAGGCGGUCCCGGGUGCGGGCAAGAGUGUCCUUGCAGCCUCCAUGGCUCAAUCAUUAGCGACAAAUGAGUCUGUUCCCGUUCUGUUCUUUUUCUUCAGACAAAUUAUCGAAACAAAUCGCACUCCCCGUGGUCUUUUGCGAGAUUGGAUGUGCCAGCUCUUGCCCUUCAGCGAAGUCUUGCAAUUGAAUUUGUUUGAGCAUGUGGAAAACAAACAGAGUCUAGAAAGUAUAUCAACAGACCAUUUAUGGAAACAUCUUUUGGCUGGUCUAAAAACACUCAAACGAGUUUAUUGCAUUGCCGAUGCAUUGGAUGAGAUGGAUAUGGACGAAGAAUUCCUCGCUCAGCUCAAUACCUUGGGAUCGUUUAGACCAGCCCAAGUCAAAGUUUUGUUAACCAGUCGACCCAAACAAUAUCUCCAACGAGCAUUCAAAGAUCCCCAAGUCAUUCACGUCAGUCUCGAGGAGGAGCUUGUGAAACGUGAUAUAUCGGUCUUUGUUCGUCAGCGCGUAAAGCAAUUUGCUGAUGAUGUCAUCAGUGAGAACAUGCAAAGCUUCAUUCAAAAUACUGUGUGUGAACGGUCUGAAGGCCUUUUCUUGUAUGCUCGACUUAUGCUUGAUCAAAUCGGUCAAUCUAUCAAGAAUAAAGAACAAAAUGAGGCUUCAAUAAGAGAGAUGAUAGUUAAAUUGCCAAUGGGCCUUGAGGAGAUGUAUAACAGGGUACUUAUCGAUCAUGCUUCGCUUACAAACAUCCAUCAGGAUACGCAAGUCAUCAUUUUACAGCUAAUUACUCAAUCGGCACGACCUAUGCGCCUAAUAGAAAUUGUCAAGGCUAUUGAAGACAAUCAUAACCUCUCUAAAAGUGACAGAGACAGUAAGGAUAUUGUCAGGUUUGGCUGUGGUCCACUUCUCGAAAUCAUGGAAGAUGGGGUUGUGCAAAUUUUGCACCACUCUUUUACCGAAUUUCUUUUGGAUGCUGAUCGCACUAUAAAUAAGUUGACAGAAGUUCCCCAAUUUCCUGUUAUCGACCCGAAAACUGCCCACCGCGAGAUUGCGCUUCUAUGUAUCAGCCAACUUCAAGGAGGUGCAUUCUCUUCAUAUCCCAUGCCAGACAAUGCGGAAAAUGGUGGAGGUAACGUAGCACAAACCAUUCGACAAAAUUUUGACUUUAGUCAAUCAUUCGUACAAUAUCCACUUGUUGAGUAUGCCGCAAAGAAUUGGACUUAUCAUGCUAAAGCAUACGACUAUGAAGAUACAAGUUUUUAUGAGAAACUGGAGGAUUUUUGUAAGCCUGAGAACCAAGCAUUCAAAGCUUGGUCAAGGUUGGCCGGAAAAUCGAGAAAGUCUUUUGAGAUGUUUAGUUUUAGGCCACAAUUUGGUCCAGCUCUAGCAUCAGAAAUGACCUCCCAUCUUCACAUAGCUUCUGGUUUUGGGCUAGGCUGUUGGAUACAAAGAUUGUUGGAAAAUGGCGCAGAUGUUGAGAUGCAAGAUAGUACUGAAAAUACGCCUUUGUUUUGGGCCGCUAAAGGAGGUCAUACCGAAGUUGUGAAAAAGUUACUAGAUGUUGGCGCAGAACCAAACGUCAGUGGAUAUGAUGGUAUAAAACCUCUUCAUGUUGCAGCCUCAAAUAAUCAUGUAGGAGUAGUUGAGCUCCUGCUUGGCGCUGGUGUAUCCCAUCUUACACCUAAGACGAAAGACACGGCAAUACGCUCUGGGAGCAGGUCAGCAAAUGCCAGUCAUCACCCGCUAAUGCUCGCCAGUAGUUCCGGUCAUGUUGAAACAAUAAUAGAGAUGAUUCCAUAUUGCGAGACAAAAGAACUGGAAGAGGCGCUAUUACGAGCAGCUCUUCAUGGGCAUCACCAUUUGAUCUCCACUCUUCUAGAAAAGGCAGAUGUUUCUCCCAAUGCAAAAGCACCUGUAAGUUAUUGCAAAAUGGGUGCUGUAACGGGGCAGACUGCACUCAUGGUAGCGACUACUUCCCUUGAAGUAAGAUCUGUAAAGGCCCUGAUUGAGAAAGGGGGGACCGCAAGUCUAGGUAGUACAUCUUUGACGGAGAUGGGCUCAUCUCGCGUCACCAUGAAUGAUAAAAAUGCACGAGGAGUAGGAAAUAGAACUGCAAUCCAUUAUUUUGCUAUGGCUACGAUCGACCAGCAUAAUCGAGGUGCUGCAAAGGAAAUAUUAGACAUGCUCUUAUUAGCAGGUGCUGAUCUUGAAGCCCGAGACAGCAACGGCGAUACUCCUCUGCUACUUACAGUGUUAUCCAAAGGUCGUGGAUAUUGUCAAAUUGCCCAGGAGCUUUUACUCUCAGCUGGCGCUGACCCAUGCACCAUGAACUCCAAUGGCGACACUUUGCUUCACCGAGCUUGUAAAAUUGCAUCAUCGACUGACCUCGCCAAUCAACUUUUGGCCCUCGGAGCAGACCCCAAUCAAGCUCGAAUCUCAGAUGGAGUGACCCCGUUACAUUGUGUGAUGGAUAACAUAUAUAAGCCACCCGGGCUUAUUGAAUUACUUGUCAAUCAUGGUGCUGAUAUCAACGCCCAUGAUAUCAACGGAGACACUGCCCUGCAUCGUGCUUGUAGAUCUAACUUACUUCAAUCAGGAAGUGUGAUCCCAACUCUUUUGAGCCUUUCGCCUGAUGUUAAUGUCCAAAACCAUCUUAACGAAACAUGUUUACACAAUACAUACUCAUAUGUAGAUCCUAAGCUGGUGAGCGCUAUAAUUGACACUGGUAUCGAUUUAGAAAUACGUGACCGCAAAGGGAUGUCGGUCCUGCUCAGAGCUGUCACUAAUCCUCCAGAUUCGAAAAUGAAUAUGGUAGAAGUGCUUUUAAAUCAUCCGAAGAAGGCUUCUAUAUCCGCUCGAACGUGGCAGGGUAAAACAGUACUACAUUUGGCUUGUCAUUCACGAAAUUCUGUUGAACUUCUCAAGAUACUGGUAGAUCACGGAGCAGAUCUCAAUUGGACCGAUAGCACGAAUGGAAACACUUUGUUGCAUGAAGUAGCAGCACAUUUUAAUGGAGACUUAAGGGACGUCGCUUUGAUUGAAUACCUGUAUGAAAGUGGAGUCUCAAUGGAUGCAAAAAACUACCGACAACAGACUAUAGCACAUAUUAUGGAAACAGUCCAUGUCAAUAGCUACGCUUCUGGAAGUAGAAAGUGUAAAAAAACUUUCAUGUCAGUUAUUCGUCGGCUAUGCCCCGAGUUCGAUGUCAAUACAAAGGAUAUAGAAGGUUACACGCCUCUUCACUAUGCCUGCGCCACUUCAGAAUACUUAGUCUUUGAUCUGAUAAUGGCUGGUGCCGACUUGAAUGCUCAGUCUUUCAAUCGACGCACGCCGCUUCAUUGUGCUGCUCGCGGAAGGCAAUGUGGUGUUUUAUCGAUGUUGCUCAACUUUGCUCAAAAAACUGGUUCCCUUAUAGAUAUUAAUGCACAAGAUUCUGAUGGCAUGACACCUCUUCAUUUUGCCUGUAUAUCAGGCAGACCUGAAUCCGCCAGUAUCUUAAUCUCAGCUGGUGCUGACAUCGAAAAGAAGACCAAGAAAGAAACUUCGGAAAAAACUCCUCUAAUGGCAUGUGCCAUGUUCCUUGAGGAAGAUAGGAUCUGGAAAGUGCUGCAAAAAGGAACGUCCACUGAACUCAACAUUCAAGAUCCUUUCAGAGUUUCCUCGAGCCACUCUAGCACUGUGAGAUCUGCGUCUAGUCUGAAUCAGGCAUCACAACAUAUUACAUGCCGUAUUGGCGUCAUUGCGCAAAUGCUUAUAAAGGCUGGAGCGAGCACUGAAAGUUCUUUCAUUCCGGCAUUAGAGGCAAAGUGCGCGGAGCUAGUAUAUGCCAUUAGGGGCGAGGAAUCUACGAAAAGCACAAAUUUUGCCGAAAGACAACUCAUGGCACAAAUGAUUAGUAUUGAAAAAGCACUGGAUGAUUGCACUCAUGAAGAUAUCGACUAUAUAAAAAGCCAGGUUUGCGAAUUGGAUGAGACAACGAUGAAACACAUGGUAGUGAGAGGUAUAGACUUUACACGAGCGGAUAAUCCUGCGCGGAUGAGUAAUCUCGGACCGCCAAUAACUCAAUUCGCGUACUAUGGACUAACCGAAUUCAUGAGGAAGAUAAUUUCCAGUGCAAAACUCUUUGAUGACCCACAUUAUACUGGCGGUAUUCUCGAUAGCUUUGGUAAAAAACGGUGCAUUGUUCAAUCACUAAUACAAGUCGUUGAACCACUGUUACAAGUCGCCUGUAAGCGGCCAGUCUGGAAUAUGGACAUGGUCAGACUUUUAAUUGAAGAAGGUCAAGUGGAUGUAAACGCGCAUCAUGCAACUAAAGAUAGAAGUGAUUUUGACAAUACUGAAACUAUAACUCAAAGAAAAACAGCCCUUCAUAUCUUAGCGCAAGGGGAAUUCUGGUGGCAAAUCGAGGCUAUUACAUACUUGGUUGAACAUGGUGCUGAAAUAGAUGCACUGGAUGAGAAGGGUCGUACUCCCCUAGAAAUCGCAAGUACAUACAUUGUAAAUGGUUCAGCAGCAGGGAAAGAUUUCUUCCGCACUCAAUGUUGUGAGACGCUCCUUAAAUUGGGAGCUGACCCUAACAAAAUAAACCCGGAAGGCCUCACAGCUCUCAACAAAGCCGGUUCUGACGAAGAUACCAUCAGAAUUUUACUAAAACAUGGGGCAAAGGUCGAUAGAGGAACGAAAAGCGUUCUCAUAUCAGCCAUAGAAUACGGAGAUGUGAGAAGUCUUCGGCUGUACCUCGAGAACGGAGUCGAUCCUAACGCGCUGGACAACUCAACAGACUCUAGUUACCGAGCUCAGUGUGCGAUGACCAGUGGGAUCAGGAAUUACCCCAUCGUAAUGGCAGCAUUUCCAAAGGGGGCGACAGCACAUUCUGCUUCUAUAGCUGCAGAGAUGAUAACACUUCUAUUGGAUCAUGGUGCCAGGGUUGAUUUGGCCGUCGAAGAGGGGGUAAGCAUUUUGCACUACCUCUUCGCAAAUGCUACGUCCUCAACCCUCCGUCCAUUCUUUGAAAGACCAGGAAUAGAUAUGAAUGUUCGGGAUCAAUUUGGUCGAACAGUUUUCUUAUGUGCCAUUUCUAACUCCACUGAGAGGGAAGGUCGGUACCCACACGUUACACCUUCUAACCUUGAUAAAUCACAACUACUAUACGUACGCCCCUAUUUACACCUAAUAAACUCGGCAACCUAUGGCCCUUCUCUAGACUACCUGGCAGUUGAUAAUGAAGGGCGUCACUUAAUCUUUUACUUGCUCUCCAAAUGGACCUCCGAGACGGCAUUAUUGCUUCUUUCCAUCCCAGGUGUCCGCUCUCUUAUCACCCAAAAAGAUAAUGCGGGGUAUUCUCCCCUCCAUCUUCUUUUAUCAUCUCACCAUGCGCAUAUGUCUCUUAUCGAUACUAUCAACACUUUCGUAAAAGACGGGGGUGCUGAUCUUCUAGAGCCAGAUCCAAAAUCUAACACUGCGUUACACCAUCUAUCCCGCAGACAUCACUUCACCAACUCGGAGAAUUCUUUUCAACUAAUGGAUCGAUUUAUCUCUUUAGGUGGGCUUAUCGACGCGCGGGAUGAUGCGGGCAUGACACCUUUAUUAGUAUAUCUGGCUGUUGGAGGUCAGUCUCAUUUACCGUGGUAUGAAGACCAUGGUGCGGAUUUCAAGGCUACAAACAACGAAGGAAAAGGAGCUUUACAUAUUGUGGCAUCAAAUAAAGUCCCUAUGCGUUUACAUUACGGCAGAAAUUCAGGAGAAGUGAGAGCAGAAUUGUUCGAGGUGCUAGUAAAGAAGUAUGGAUGUGAGGUGCUAGAUGAAGACUCGAAAGGGAGAACGGCGUUAGAUAUUGCGGCUGCAGUGGGAAGCAAGGAGAUUUUGAAAUUGUUCCAGAGGAGGAAAUAGGACAUUUGGACCUAGUCAUUUUGGUUUUGGUUUUGGUUUUGGUUUUGAUUUUAUCUAAAUGUUAACUUCUAUUUUGUUUAAUUUUUGACCGAACCCUUUCUUUAAUGCUUCGUCCAACUUCCGUAAAAAUCUGAACACAUUAAGAAACACGAUUUGAUUGAGCCCUCGAUAAUAAAAAGUGACAACCUCGAAAUGGACUGAAAAUUUUCACGUCGAGGCUGCGUGCCAUUUCAAAGAUGUAGAAAGAAGCUAGGGGAUUUGGUUCAGCGGUCAAACAUCAGAUAUCUUAUGAUUGAAUGACAGGAGUCGUUGGCUUCCUGUUCACAAACCAUAUCAAAGAUCUAAUCUUACACAGGUACCCAAGACAAAGUAAGACAUCCCUCUAUAUUUUCGAGCCAUUGAAGAAGAGGAUAACGCAGCUCGCCCGUUGCAUGUCAUUUGUGCCAAAUCCACUCACCCAGUCAGUGAUCUACGUUGUCCAUCCAGUCAAUCGGGCAAUUGAGGAGUAAAAAAGUUUGAUAAUAAAAGUGUUGAGUUAUAUCUUUCGAGCGCCGACCAAGAAGACGAAUGCCGAUCCCCAGCAUACAUACGUACUCCGCAUUGGAGGCAACUGGAGACCAAAAAGAUGGACGCGAAGUAAUCGGCGAGCGACGGGAGAAGCGAAGCAGAUUGCGAAUGAGAGUUGGACAGGGGUUGUCGAAUGAUAUGAUGGGGUGUGGAUAUUUCGCUUUUGCAGGGGUGAAAUUAGCUUUGUCUGCAUGCUCACCGUGCCACUCCCACCACUUGCCACUUUGUUACUAGAUCAUGCAUGGGUGUGAGAAUAGUUCGGUGAACGAGCUUGAGAUCUUGGGAGGAGGCGAUUUAUGAAGCAGAGAUGUUUCUUGCAUUUUUGGACAAAGUCGUGACAGAUGGAAUGUAAUAUAUGUAGGUA
Messenger RNA from Botrytis cinerea B05.10, 7363 nucleotides. RefSeq lists its product as hypothetical. Gene Ontology annotation, molecular function: protein binding. NCBI's taxonomy places the organism in Eukaryota, Fungi, Ascomycota, Leotiomycetes, Helotiales, Sclerotiniaceae. The coding region runs from base 292 to 6432 and encodes 2046 amino acids. The transcript has 6 exons. The record is from RefSeq and is a predicted model, not a curated record.